AAGCCCACAAAGGAGCGUGAAGAGCCACCGAGGGAAGCAGAGAGGAGGGGGAGCGAGCGAGGCGCAAUAAACGUGAGAGCGGAUCAGAGCGAGCGAUAGCCCCGAAGGAAUCCCCAAUCGGGAGAGGCCCGUUCGUUCCCAAUCCUCCGCGGCAAUGUUCAAGGCGCAGCUGAACCAGCUGUGCCAGCAGCGGCGGUGGCCGGCGCCGGACUACGCCCACCGGAGCGAGGGCCCGGCCCACCUGCUGAGGUUCCGCGCCACCGUAGCCGUCAACGGCGAAGUGUACCACUCGCCGGACGACGGCGGCGGGUCCGGCACGGCCAAGGAGGCCCAUAACCUCGCCGCCAAGGCCGCCUUCGAGCGACUCUCCGCCCUCCCGCCUCCUCCCCCGCCGCAGUCCGAAACGCAACUUCCCUACAAGUCCCAGUUGCAAGUUUAUGCUCAGAAGAGACACAAAGAUUUGCCUUCGUAUGACACCAUUCGGAAUGGUCCACCGCAUGCACCUCUGUUCAGGUCUACAGUGACCAUAGAUGGGCGCACAUUUGAAAGUCCUCAAGACUAUCACACAACAAAGGAGGCAGAAUUUGCUGCUGCAAGAGUGGCUUUAAUGUCAUUAUCUCAAGAAGCAAACCCAUCAGAGCAAAUGCUGGUUGGAUCAGCUUCAUGUAUUUCUUUGCCAGGAAUCCAGAUUAAUCAUAAGCUUCAAUUGCAAAUUUAUGCUCAGAAGAGAGGAAAACAGCUGCCUAAGUAUCGCCGUACCCAGGAAGGUCCAUCUCAUGCACCUCUGUUCAAGUCAACAGUGACCAUAGAUGGGCAAACAUUUGAAAGCCCACAGUAUUGUCAGACAAUUAAGGAGUCCGAAAAUGCUGCUGCAAAUCUUGCUCUGAUGUCCUUAACUCAAGAAGUUCAAGGAAUGCAAUAUAUAAAUCCCCGGCAUGAAUUAGCUGAGAAAGAAGGCUGUUCCUUGCCUGUUUAUAAUACUUCAUCAGAUGAUUCAAAAAAUUCCUCCAUCUCCAAAUCAACCGUGCACACUCAAGGCGGAAGUUUUCAGGAGGGACCUGGUAACACCAAGAAGCAAAAACAGAUGACUGUUGCUGAGCUUGCUUUUCAACCUUCCAAAGACAGGUCACAGAUGCAGCAAGGAACUGAAACCCUCGCUGAGCAAGAGGUCAAGAUUGUAGAAUCUGAUUCUUCAUUGCCCCGGGUGUCAAUGGUAGCAAGUGAUGGGCAGAAUGACUCUAAUGCUACUGCGCAUGAUUCUUGCUCUGUUAACUCCAGUAUUGAUCUUCCUGUUGCUGACAAAACACGAUCUCUUGAUGAACCUACCCAAUCUGGUAGUAUGGAAAAUAAUAAACCAGCUGCCCCAGAGCCAAGCAUCAAGGCUGAAGUAAUGGACUUGACACAAGAAUGCACGCCACCCCCGUCAGUUUCAGCACCACCAACUGAUACUCUCAACCUUGUGGCAACAACAGAGUCAAGCACCGAGGCAGAAGUAAUGGACGUUGCAGAACCAAGUGCUGAGGCUGAAGUAGACAUUCCAGAGCCAAGGAUCAAGGCUGAAGUAAUGGACGUUGCAGAACCAAGCGCUGAGGCUAAAGUGGACGUUCCAGAGCCAAGCAUCAAGGCUGAAGUAAAGAGCUCAACACCAGAACACACAUCUCUCCCUUUGGGCUCGACGCCGCCAACCAAUAUUUCCAACCUUGCGGCGAAAGCAACUGCAGUGCCUGAUUCUGCCCGAUGCGGUUACUCGAUGUCAACUAACCGAAUCCAGGUCUACCCAUGCCGUCCUAACCUGGAAUUACCAGAGGGGGCGACCGUGCUUCCCUUUAGCGACGACAAGUGGGUGGCCGUGAGCCUACCUUUUCCUUGAACCCUGAAGGUGGUAGCACCACAGCUUUAGGUCCAUAAGAGAUGGUGCUUGCCAAUGCACAUGUUAUGUCGUUGUAGGUUGUAGUUUCACCCCGAGUUUAGUUGGACGCGCCUCCCUCAUGUCCUGCAGUAAGCUAGCGUAUCGUAUUCUUAAUUAUUCUCUUGGGACAUGGUUAGACUGAUGUAAGUUAUGCUAUCUAGCCGAUGGUACUGAGCUCGACCAUCUUGCUGAACCUGAAUUUCCGUUGUUACCAAGUUGUCACUUUUAAUUUAGAAGACUGUGAACUUUAUUGGGACCA
Molecule: messenger RNA, 2168 nt
Organism: Hordeum vulgare subsp. vulgare (domesticated barley)
Lineage: Eukaryota; Viridiplantae; Streptophyta; Magnoliopsida; Poales; Poaceae
Product: double-stranded RNA-binding protein 1-like
Exons: 8
Coding region: 155-1870 (571 amino acids)
Molecular function (GO): double-stranded RNA binding
Source: RefSeq, a predicted model, not a curated record